AUGACCUCGGCACCAUCUCGGUGGCGUGUUGCACUGGAGGAUCGAAGCAACCGGCACCGUUCCGGGUUGGUUGCGAAAGAUCCCAAUGUGCCCACCACAAGUAGCGGGAAGCGUGUCCAGUUCAGUGCGGAGCGUAACCAAGUGCGCCUCAUUAGCCCGCGCCGCACCGGGCCACGGCAGUGGCGCAAGCUGGUGACUGGGACCUCUACCGCAGCAGAUAUAGGCAGAGGGGGUGCCGUCCAGGAAGAACAGCCCCAGACCAGAGCGAGGCGACCCUUUGCACGUCCACCACGCUCGCUUUCCGAUCGGAUUCCGGUGUUUGAGGAUAAACCAGAAGACAGUGUAUCCACACCUCACCCAUCCACCAACAACGGCCCCAAGCUCGCUGCACCACAGCCGCGCCUCACUCAGCAGCUGCACCGAAACCGCACACCUGACCUGACCGGAAAGCACAAGCCGGCUGAGACCAGCACUUCGGAAGGGGAUCAGCCUAAGCAUUGCCCCGUGCUGUAUGCCAACUCUCUGCCUGUACCGCGCCUUGCACCGCCAACUGAGCCCCCUGCAAGGUCGCCCUCACCCAAGGACCAGCCCACAGCUUCUGCUUCACCUUCGCCAUUGGCAUUGCAGCUGGCCAUACGCCGCCCAGCGCAUCGACGCCGGCCUCGGGCAUGGCACCGGCGCCACCGUCAACGUCAAGCAGCAACGGCAGCGGCAGCGGAGCCGACACCAGAGGCAGAAGUCGAGGAUGAGCUGCUCGCUCUGCCUGCGGCCUACGAGCUGCCGCUAGGACGAUUGAACGAAUAUAAUGUGAUCGUUCCUGAUGACGAAGUCUGUGAGCUCGUUCGCUCCCCACCUCGGCAGAGUGAACAAACCCGGGCUGGGACACCACCAGCAGGAAAGCAACGCAAAGCAUUGAAAAAAGACCGGCGCAGCCGACGCUGA
Monosiga brevicollis MX1 is the source of this 942-nucleotide messenger RNA. RefSeq lists its product as uncharacterized. Lineage: Eukaryota; Choanoflagellata; Craspedida; Salpingoecidae. Bases 1 to 942 code for a protein of 313 amino acids. The transcript has a single exon. The record is from RefSeq and is a predicted model, not a curated record.